AUGGUGAACUCCGUUGUCUGGACGGCAGAAGAAGCGAAGUACCUCAAGGCCCUGCUGCGUUGGCAGGAUGCUGCGCCGCCUCGUCACCCUGAAGACGACAGACGACCACGGACGGCUGCAGCAGCACCGGUCACGGCAUCCGAGAUGGAGCGAAGGAGGCAAAAGCAGCAACAAUCAGAACAACAACCAGUCGGCGAGUUCCGCGUCCUGGUCGUCGGCGCCAGGGGCACGGGGAAGACGGCAAUCCUAACACGGGUGAGUUCUGACGGGCGCGUCUACGUGGUGGACGCCCUGGAGAUGCCGUCGAAGCACUUGCUGAGCAACCCCAUGCUGGCGCAGGCAGUCGACAUUACCGAGGCGGCCGUGCUGGUCUACGACGUGGGCAACGCGGCGUCGCUCCGGCUGGCCGAGGGCCUCGCCGAGUUUGUGCUCGACCACAUCACGUCGUCCGGGCCCGGGGGGCGGCACUACGGCCUGCUGCUGGUGGGCAACAAGAGCGACCUCGACGACAGCAUAGCCACCAAGACCGCGGCGCCGUGCCCGUUCCUCGAGGUCUCGGCCAAGACGGGCGCCAACGUCGACGCCAUCUUCAAGCUCGUCGCCUACGACAUCCUGCGCCUGCGCCGCCUCAACAUGCUGCGCUACCACGAGCGCGCCGAGCACGACCGCCGCCUGAAGCUGCUCACGCACCAGUCGCAACUGCCGCAGCCGCCGGCGCCGGCCGCGCGGCGCACCGCCAGCAGGGGCGCCGCCAGCACCACGCCGAGCAGGAAGCGCGCCGGUCUGUGGAAAGGGCUGUUUUCGCGCCGCCGGAGCGAGAGCGCUUACUGA
Molecule: messenger RNA, 831 nt
Organism: Lasiosphaeria miniovina
Lineage: Eukaryota; Fungi; Ascomycota; Sordariomycetes; Sordariales; Lasiosphaeriaceae
Exons: 4
Coding region: 1-831 (276 amino acids)
Biological process (GO): signal transduction
Cellular component (GO): plasma membrane
Molecular function (GO): GTP binding; GDP binding; GTPase activity
Source: RefSeq, a predicted model, not a curated record